AUGAAGUCCAGAGUCAUUCGCAGCCUCCCUCUUCGAAGGGCGACAACCGCCAUUCCCAAGACGCCCGCCUUUUCCGCACCCAUUCGCGCCGCGAGCAGUGUCUCUCAACGACCCAAUUCCGACUAUGUGUCCUUCCCUGGUGCCCUGAAGAGCGCCUUCACGACCAAGCUGAGCUAUGAGCAUCCCGAGUCUUACAAUGCCCUUCCCACCUAUCGGGUUGUUGAUCAGAAUGGCACCGUGGUCGACCAGUCCUUCCAGCCUGAUAUCUCGGACGAGGCGGUUGUCAAGCUGUACAAGGACAUGUUGUUUAUUUCAAUUAUGGAUUUGAUCAUGUUUGACGCGCAACGGCAGGGUCGAUUGAGUUUCUACAUGGUCAGCGCAGGUGAAGAGGCUGUCAGCGUGGGCAGCUCAAGCGUUUUGGACCCGGAAGACCCCGUAUAUUGCCAGUAUCGAGAGCAAGGAUUCUUCAAGGAGAGAGGCAUGACGACAAAGGAGUUCAUGUCGCAGCUUUUUGCCAACAAGAAUGAUCCUGGCAAGGGGAGAAACAUGCCCGUUCACUACGGCAGCAAGAGAUUAAACAUUCACACAGUUUCUUCACCACUGGCAACACAAAUUCCCCAGGCAUCCGGUGCCGGCUACGCCCUCAAGAUGCAAAAGCUGCAGGAUCCCACCUCCAAGGCCAAAGUGGCAGUAUGCUUCUUCGGCGAAGGUGCCGCCAGCGAAGGCGACUUCCACGCCGCCAUGAACAUUGCUGCCACGCGAUCAUGCCCCGUCAUCUUCAUCUGCCGCAACAACGGCUACGCCAUUUCCACACCAACACUAGACCAAUACCGCGGAGACGGCAUCGCCAGCCGCGGCAUCGGCUACGGCAUCGACACUAUCCGCAUCGACGGCAACGACAUCUGGGCAGUCCGCGAAGCUGUCAAAAAGGCCAGAGAGAUGGCUCUACAAGAUGGCGGCAAGCCCAUCCUCAUCGAAUGCAUGACUUACCGUGUCUCUCACCACAGCACGUCAGACGACUCGUUCGCCUACCGUGCCCGUGUGGAAGUAGAAGACUGGAAGAGACGUGACAACCCUAUUACGCGUCUUAGAAAGUGGAUGGAAGCCAAGGGCUGCUGGGACGAGGCCAAGGAGAAGGAGGCUAGAGAUAGUCUGCGAAAGGAGAUCCUCAAGGGUUUCUCGGAGGCUGAGAAGGAGAAGAAGCCUGCACUGAGGACUAUGUUUGAGGACGUCUAUGAGGAGCUGACGCCAGACCUGAAGGCGCAGAUUAAGGAGCUCCGCGAGAUGUUGGAUAAGUACCCUGAUGAGUAUGACUUUUCAGAGUACGAUGGUGGCAAAGAGUCAUUGAAGGUGUAG
Pochonia chlamydosporia 170 is the source of this 1356-nucleotide messenger RNA. Its product is annotated as 2-oxoisovalerate dehydrogenase alpha subunit, mitochondrial precursor. The transcript is spliced from 2 exons. Lineage: Eukaryota; Fungi; Ascomycota; Sordariomycetes; Hypocreales; Clavicipitaceae. Gene Ontology annotation, biological process: branched-chain amino acid catabolic process. The record is from RefSeq and is a predicted model, not a curated record. The coding region runs from base 1 to 1356 and encodes 451 amino acids. Gene Ontology annotation, molecular function: oxidoreductase activity, acting on the aldehyde or oxo group of donors, disulfide as acceptor.